This is a messenger RNA of Olea europaea var. sylvestris, 754 nucleotides long. RefSeq names its product basic form of pathogenesis-related protein 1-like. The record is from RefSeq and is a predicted model, not a curated record. Bases 17 to 538 code for a protein of 173 amino acids. Gene Ontology annotation, cellular component: extracellular region. Lineage: Eukaryota; Viridiplantae; Streptophyta; Magnoliopsida; Lamiales; Oleaceae. The transcript has a single exon.
CUCCACACUAAGUAACAUGUCCCAUUUUCACAAAAUCAAGAUCAAAAUGAAUUUCUCCAGAAUUAAUUCAAUGUUCAUCAUUUAUCCCUUAAUAGCCUUAACUCUUUUUGCUCAUUUCUCCAUAUCCCAAAACUCUCCUCAGGAUUUUCUUCAUGCCCACAACAAGGCUCGUGCAGAAGUUGGGGUGCAUCCCCUAGUAUGGAAUCAAACAGUUGCAGCCUAUGCCCUAAACUAUGCACACAAAAGAUAUGGAGAUUGCAAUUUGGAGCAUUCACAAGGUCCCUAUGGCGAAAACCUGGCCGAGGGGUAUGGGACGUUGUCGUCGGUGGAUGCAGUGAAUAUGUGGGUUGGGGAGAAAUCUUGCUAUGAUCAUGGGUCGAAUUCUUGCGUUGGGGGAGAAUGCCUGCAUUAUACUCAAGUUGUUUGGCGUGACUCGACUCAUCUUGGUUGUGCUAGAGUUCAAUGCCAUAAUGGUUGGUUGUUUGUCAUAUGUAGCUAUGAUCCUCCAGGAAAUUACAUUGGCCAACGUCCUUAUUAAUAGGAUAAUAUUUAAUAGAUGUUGUAAAUCAUGUGUGGUACGAUGAUGUAUCGCCAUGAUAUAAAAUAAUACUCGUGUUAGAUUAUGAACUAAAUAUUUAUAUAUAUGUUGAAGGUAUGUUUGAGUUAUUAUGUAUGAAGGGGUUGAUGUUUUAACUCAUGAUCAUAUUAUACAUAGUGCUAUCAAUGGAGAAAGCUGUUCGACUAAAUUACUUUA